AUGAAUACACGUCAAAAUCCAGGUAAGAAAGACGGUGUACUUACGUUGAAACAGCUUCAAUGUUUUCAGUGUGAGUGCACGGCUAAUGUUGAUUCAAUGUCUGACGAGGUUUAUUCAGUUGUACGUUUAAACGGUAACAUUAAAUGGUUCUGUGAUAAAUGUGUAAAAAACGUUUGUGACAUGAAACUGUUAUCUAAAUCUAUUGAUGACAUAAAAGUUACGUUCAAUGAAAAGUUAGACAAACUCAACGAUGUUAAUGCUUCAAUUAAGACUAAAUUGGAAGAAACUGAUUUGGGGCUGUUGAAUAAAUCGAUUGAUGAAAUCAGUAAAUCACUUGAUGAGAAAGUUAAUGCCAUCAGUGCCAACCAUGUCGCUAUAAAAUCGCAGCUGGACUCGAUUGAGUUCACAUCGGGAAAAAAGUUAAAUCAAGAGAUAAGCGGCCUCAAGUCUGAAAUGAUGAGAUCUUUUGCUAGUGUGGUCAGCACUGAAGUGAAACAGAGUGCUAAAAUCAUCAAUGAAGAUCUUAAAAAUGUCCGAAAAACACUAAAUGAUGUUGCCAAUGCUAAAGAAAGAGAGGCUAAUGCGAUGCUGUUCAGGCUGGGAGAAGGCCUUGAUGACAAGGAUCGAGUCAUAAAAAUGAUUGCAAAAUUGACUGAUGACACUGUCAACGGAAAAAAGAUACUGAAAGUUUUUAGAUUGGGUAAGAGAGGUGAAGGAGUUGUCAGGCCAAUCCUCAUCAAGUUUGAUGAUGUAAAAAGCAAGGAAUAUUUCUUUACCAAUUUGUACAUACUCAGAUCUUUGAACGAAGAUUUUGCACACGUCAAAUUGAGUCAUGAUUUGACUGUUGAUCAGCGCAAGGAGCUGAAAAGAAUUUUAGAUGAUGCAAAGGCGAGAGAAACCAACUGUAAAGAGGGUUUUUAUACAGAGUGCGAGGGGAGGUGGGAAGGAUCUAAUGUUAAAUACAAUGUUACGAUUGGACUGUUAAAUGUCAGGUCAAUUUCAAAGAGGGUAGAUGAUGUUCAUGGGUUACUUUGUGAUGGAUUGGAUAUACUGGUUUUAACGGAAACAUGGCACGGGUUGGCUGGGAAUAUUUCUAUCAAUCUGGCCAUGCCUGCUGGAUAUCAGUUUGUUGAUUUUGUUAGGCAGCAUGAUCCAGGCCUCGGUGGUUUGAUAGUCUAUUUUCGUAAAGAAUUCAAGUACAAAAAAAUAAUUCUUCCACAACUUACUACACUUGAAGCUGUUGCUAUCCAAUUUUGGGUCAACGGAAGUACAUUCAUUCUGAUUGUUAUAUAUCGACCUGGCUCAGCACAACUGUCUGUUUUAUUUUUUCAAGAACUGGUUUCAGUUUUAGAGCAGAUUACAGUCUUGGGUUCUAACGUUUUGCUCAUGGGAGAUUUUAAUGUACAUCUCGAAAGAACUGAUGAUCCAUAUUUCAUCCGAUUGGGUGAGGUAUUUGAAACCUUCCAGUCAUGGAAAAGUCUGGACGGAAAUCAACUGGCUAGGGCUGUUUUGGAUUCUCCAAUCUUUGGGCCUUGCGCUAUUAAAAUAAUUUAA
Messenger RNA from Helobdella robusta, 1554 nucleotides. RefSeq lists its product as hypothetical. The transcript is spliced from 4 exons. Bases 1 to 1554 code for a protein of 517 amino acids. The record is from RefSeq and is a predicted model, not a curated record. Gene Ontology annotation, molecular function: catalytic activity. NCBI's taxonomy places the organism in Eukaryota, Metazoa, Annelida, Clitellata, Rhynchobdellida, Glossiphoniidae.